AUGCAGUCAUGGACCGGCAGAACCAGUCGUUCGUUCAUCUGCGCGUUUCGAUCGAUUCCUCCCAUUGAACGACAGUUCUCUACCUCCUCUCCCCUCCAACGAACCAGCAAGGCAGUCUUGAAAGCGAAGCUCAAGCAACAAGCAGACGCAUUAGCAGCGGGAAGUGGGAAAUCAAAGAAAGCGCCGCAAUCUGCCCGGCAACAGAUCAGUCGUACGCAGGACUUUAAUACAUUGGUCGAUGCGGCAUUACGGGACACCAAAUACAAGAUACAUCAGAGUGGAGGAUCAUUACAAGGAUGGGAUCGAUUUGAGCGUUUAGUAUUAAAUGCCUGCCGAGUGGAUGUUGGCAAGUCAGGGGCGAAAUGGGGCUCAUUACAGCAGGUCAAGCUAAGCCUUCAAAAGGCGUAUCUUGCCAAUGGAUUGAAUGCCCUGCGAGAAGAAUUGGAAUACAUGCUUUUUGCGGAUAACUUGACAUCCAAGUAUUCGACUACAAAUCUCAACGCUCAAAAGGAAGUGACCGAUCUUCGCUUUCCUGCUGAGUGGUACCCCAAUGCACGAGCUAUCCAACGAAAGAUUCAUCUACACGUCGGUCCAACAAAUUCGGGGAAAACAUAUCGCGCCUUGAAACGAUUAGAGCAGGCCAAUAAUGGGUUUUAUGCUGGACCACUACGACUACUUGCACAAGAGGUAUAUCACCGUUUCAAAGACGGUGGUAUCCCAUGCAGCCUCGUCACGGGAGAUGAAGUGAAAAGUCCCGAGGAUGGCGAAUUGGCACGAGUCGUGAGCAAUACUGUGGAGAUGGUCAGCUUGGGAGAAUCAUUUGACGUGGGAGUUAUUGAUGAGAUCCAAAUGAUUGCCGAUCCUAAACGAGGUUGGGCGUGGACGCGGGCUGUGCUUGGAUGCCAGGCAUCCGAGUUACAUCUUUGUGGAGAAACACGAGCCGUGCCAUUGAUUCGAGAGUUGUGCGCACUUACCGGUGAUCAACUAGAGAUUCAUCGUUAUGAGAGGCUCAAUGCGCUGGAGGUUAUGCCGCAGAGUCUCCGUGGAAACCUCAAAUCGCUUCAAAAGGGCGAUUGCGUUGUUUCUUUUUCUCGGGUCGGAAUACACGCUCUAAAAGCAGACAUCGAAAAGAUCACUGGAAGACGUGCUGCCAUUGUUUACGGUGGUCUGCCGGCCGAAAUUCGAACACAACAGGCUCAACUAUUUAAUGACCCUGAUAACGACUAUGACUUUCUCGUGGCCAGCGAUGCGAUUGGUAUGGGUCUGAAUUUGAGCUGUAAGCGGGUCAUCUUUGAAACACUCAUCAAACGAAUGCCUGGCGGACUACAACGAUUAUCUGUCCCUGAAAUUAAACAGAUUGGCGGACGUGCAGGUCGGUACCGUGCCGCAGGUGCUAAAACUACUCCCGGAGAAAAGGAUGGUGCCAACGUAGGCUAUGUUACUUCUCUUGAAGACGUCGAUCUUCCCUACAUCAAAGAAGCUCUCGAUACUGAGCCUCCACCACUCCGCGCUGCCGGAAUAUUUCCGCCCAAUUCCGUCUUGCAAAAAUUUGCAGCAUACUUCCCCAGAAACGUGCCAUUCGAGUAUUUGGUCAAGCGAGUGCUUGAGAUUGCCCAGAUGAAUCACCUUUUUUUUAUGUGUGAUGCGGAGGGUCAACUCAGCAGUGCCGCGAUUAUAGAUUCAGUAAAUGGAUUGAGAAUUUCAGAUCAGCUCUUCCUCAUGGCGGCGCCUUUCGAUGUUCGAAAUCAGGCCUUGAGUGACGUGAACUUGGCAUUCGCAGAAUGCAUUGCUGAGAAUACGCAAGGGCUGCUACUGGAUAUUCCUCAUCUCAACCUUGAAAUUCUGGAGCAGCCUGUUUCUGGAAAAAAGGAAUACAUGCACCACUUGGAGAGUCUUCACAAGGCCAUUAUCCUCUAUUCAUGGCUGAGUUUCCGAUUCGGUGGUGUAUUUACAGAUCGAACCCUCGCAGCACAUGUUAAGACACUUGCAGAAGAGAGGCUGAUGCGAGCUCUGACCGAGUUCUCAGCGAAUAAGCACCUGCGGAAGGAUGCCUCUCUGAAACGCCAGAUUGCAUUGCAGAAACAGCUGCUGAGCCAGCAAAGGGUUAUCACAGAAGAGGACUUGAUCACUCUUCGUGAAGAAAGAGAAGAUCUGGGCGAUGGAAUGGAUGGAGGAUCUGACCCAGUGGAAAACAUUGAUCCAUUGGCGGAUAGCCCAGAUCUUGUUGAGAAGAAACAGACCUCGCAUUCAUGA
This is a messenger RNA of Penicillium malachiteum, 2253 nucleotides long. Its product is annotated as ATP-dependent RNA helicase SUV3. The record is from RefSeq and is a predicted model, not a curated record. The transcript has 2 exons. NCBI's taxonomy places the organism in Eukaryota, Fungi, Ascomycota, Eurotiomycetes, Eurotiales, Aspergillaceae. Gene Ontology annotation, biological process: mitochondrial RNA 3'-end processing; RNA catabolic process. Gene Ontology annotation, molecular function: ATP binding; hydrolase activity, acting on acid anhydrides; RNA helicase activity. Gene Ontology annotation, cellular component: mitochondrial degradosome. Bases 1 to 2253 code for a protein of 750 amino acids.